Molecule: messenger RNA, 291 nt
Organism: Leptosia nina
Lineage: Eukaryota; Metazoa; Arthropoda; Insecta; Lepidoptera; Pieridae
Source: the annotation of a GenBank genome assembly
AUGAAUAUGGCCGGGUCCAUCGCGUUGUAUUCGAGCGAAGACGAUGUAUCGAAGUAUCGUGGAGCUGUCGACUUUGAAGCAAGACGGACGUGCAUUUAUUUUUACAUUAUGGCGUGGAGAUGCGAAAAGAUAAACAUGAUGCGUGCAUUCGAAUUAAAAAUCAGUCGGCCUACCACAGUAGAAGAAAUGAAGAAGAAAAAAGAUGCAUUGAUGGCUUGCUAUAGAGCCCAUCUCAAUAAAAUUAAGAAAUCGAUUAAGUUCAGGAGCUCGGCCGCACGACAAACUGAAUAA